GAAAAGUCAUAUAAAAAGGAGAAUUCAUCGUAAUACGAGUCUGUCACAGCAGUUUUGUUUUAUUAUUCAAAGGUUGUAAAGGUUUUUCUGGAAAAAACAAAACACGGAAGCAACGUGUAAUUUUCCCCAAAACGUUUGCUCAAUAUCAAGCAACGGGUGCAAAAACGGCUGGAAGACACAAACAACUUGGGAAUGCAAAUACUGCAGCGUUACAUAUUGUCGAGGGAAUACGACUUUUCCAUACUAGCUAAAGCAGCAACGACAGCAAGGCCUCCGUUCUUUGUACCGUCCAUACGAUUACACGAACAACAAAAUACGAAUCAUCACCUUUGAUUUGUUACCUUACUGUAUUACACCACAAAAAAGACCAAACACACAGUCAUGGAGGAUGGACUAUCAAAUGAACAAACCGAAAAGAUUCUACAGUUCCAAGAUAUUACAGGCAUUGAGGAUAUGAAUAUAUGUCGCGAUGUCUUGAUCAGACAUCAGUGGGAUCUUGAGGUUGCUUUUCAAGAGCAAAUGAACAUACGCGAAGGCAUUCCAACAACAUAUGCAGCGUCCAGAGAUGUACGCGCACCUGCAGUCAUCGAUGAUCGUUUUCUACAGCAAAUCUUCUCUGCAAAUAUGCCUGGAGGCAGAUCGGCACGUGGCGGCAUGGGUCCUAUACCGCGUAGCUUUACCGGUAUCAUUGGCUAUGUCAUAAAUAUGGUAUUCCAGUACUGCUACUCGACAUUCGCCAGCGUACUGAAUGCGUUGCUGAGUUUGGGACGAAAUGACGAGAGAAUCGUUACCGAUCCCGUGGGCGAUGUCAUGAGUUUCAUACGUUCCUACAACGAACGUUAUCCAUCGCACCCGGUGUUCUAUCAGGGCACCUACGCGCAAGCGUUAAAUGACGCCAAGCAGGAGCUACGCUUCCUACUCAUCUAUCUACACAAGGAUCCCACAAACAAUCCCGAUGUGGAUUCACUGUGCCGUACAACACUUUCAAAUCAAUCCGUAAUUGAUUUCGUAAAUCGUAAUAUGCUUUUUUGGGGCUGUGACGUAUCCUCACCAGAGGGUUAUAGAGUAUCGCAUACAUUGAAUAUGCACGUAUAUCCGACGAUGGUGUUAAUUGCACUACGCAACAAUCGUAUGGUUGUUGUUGGACGUUUUGAGGGCGACUGCAUGCCUGAGGAGUUGACACGUCGCAUGCAAACAGUGAUCUCAGCCAACGAGAUAUGGCUAAGUCAAGCACGCGCUGAUCGUUUAGAACGUAAUCUAACACAGACACUGCGCCAACAGCAAGACGAAGCAUAUCAGCUUAGCUUACGUGCCGACGAGGAAAAGGAGCGGCUGCGUCAGCUGGAACGUGAUGCAGUGCGACAAGCAGAAGAGGCUAUUGAACGCGAACGUGCCGAAGAGGCACGUAAAAAGGAGGAAAUUGCACAGCUUAAAAUCGAGUUAGCUGACCUGGUGCCAAAUGAGCCACCGGCUGGUACAGCGGACGCCAUAAGUGUCGUAUUUAAACUGCCAAACGGCGCACGCCUGGAGCGACGUUUUCUCAAUUCCAACUCGUUGAUUGAUGUGUAUAACUAUCUCUUCUGUCAUCCCUCGUCCCCCGAUGAAUUCGAGAUCACAACGAAUUUCCCGAAACGCGUCCUGUAUGCCAGUUCAAGUAAUAGUGGCGCCGUCAUCAAUGGCAAUGGCAAUCAAACAACCUUAGCUGAAGCUGGUCUGAAGCAUCGUGAGGUACUCUUUGUCAACGACCUAGAGGCGUAAUAUUCAUAGCAAUAUUUUAUACAACAACCACAAAAGCAACAGCAACACACCACAUAAAACAAUCAAACGAUCAACAUUUGAUCAGAUUUCAUAGUUUAAUGUGUAUAACAGAGAAAAUGUUAAUAUAUUUUUUUUUUUUUUUUUUGAAUUUGCAUUACAUAUGCAAAAACAACGUUAAUGGCGUAAGGAGUGUUUCCAAAAGUUAUAACAAAGUGAAACGUAUACGUAAAUUUAAGUAAGGACGCAAAUACCAACCAUUUUUUGCCGCAGCAGUGGCAUAUGUGAAAUAUGCUCUUUUGAUGCUCCUGCGUUGAUCUAUAGCAAUAUUGAAUUGUUAUUUAAAUUAUCUGUUUUCUAAUUUUCAUUAUAUUAAGUAAUUACAUGUUUUUCCCCCUUGCUCUUUAACGUACUUAUUUACACACCCGCUUAUGUGUAAACAAAAAACUAAAAAAAAAAUUGAUUUGGACUAAACUAUUUUAAUUUCCUAACAAAAGCACUAAUGUAUUGUUGCUUUUCACACACAUACACACACACACACGCUUUCAAUACACUGACAGUCGUAACAUAAACAAAAACAAACGAGAAAAAAAACCAUUUUAUCACCAACGAUCAUGAUAAGAUUUGUAGCAUUCUUAAUAUUUCUAACGAAAAGAAACUGAAAUAAAAAGUAAAUAUAGUACGUGUGCAACUUAAUUGUUAAGCGAUCCAAA
Molecule: messenger RNA, 2468 nt
Organism: Zeugodacus cucurbitae (melon fly)
Lineage: Eukaryota; Metazoa; Arthropoda; Insecta; Diptera; Tephritidae
Gene: Faf2
Product: FAS-associated factor 2
Exons: 5
Coding region: 382-1758 (458 amino acids)
Cellular component (GO): endoplasmic reticulum
Molecular function (GO): ubiquitin binding
Source: RefSeq, a predicted model, not a curated record